Mesorhabditis belari is the source of this 660-nucleotide messenger RNA. Lineage: Eukaryota; Metazoa; Nematoda; Chromadorea; Rhabditida; Rhabditidae. The record is from the annotation of a GenBank genome assembly.
AUGAAAGGAUUUGCGAAAUUUUUCUUAUUUUCUGCAAUUAUCGUCUGUAUUUCAGCUGAUGGAACCUGUCCAGGACCUCUUCCUGCUUUUUGUAUCAGUGGACCAAAUAUCCUUGGCUGUCCGGUGAAUCUCUGUGAUGGACAAGACGGGAAUUGCUAUUGUUCGGAUUGCGAUUUGACGUGUGGAGCGUGUAAAAGUGAUUGCACGACAACCAUGAAACCAAUAACCAUUCCACCGACAACCCCGGCACCAACAACUCCAGUCAAUCCAGAUUGCAAAGAUGCGUCUGCCAAUUGUGCCCAAUGGGUUCCAUCGGGUUUCUGCGCAAAUCCGAGCUACACGGAUAAACAAAAGAAAGAUUAUUGUGCGAAGAGUUGUGGACUCUGCAAUUGCAAUGAUAAUUCGGCACAAUGUGACGAUUGGGUGAAGGGCGGUUUCUGUGAGAAUCCCUCAUACACAGUCGAUCAAAAGAAACAGUAUUGUGCGCUGAGUUGCUCGUUGUGUUCAGCUGGCGCUGCAACCACACCAGCAACCACACCAGGAACGUGUAAAGACAGCUCAGCCAGUUGCCCAACUUGGGUUUCAAACGGCUUCUGCACCGAUCCCAAAUACACGCCAGAACAAAAGAAACAAUAUUGUGCGAAAAGUUGUAAUCUGUGC